GUUGAUGUGACUGAAAACGUAAAGGUUUGCAGGUUUGUGGCGUUUGGAGGCAGUGGCCGCAUUUCCAACAGAAUUGAAAGCAGCAUUGCGAUGGGCUGAGGAGGUGCGUCUGACUGGGCAAGGACACUCAGGGUUGGAGUGACAUUUGUGUUUGUGAGGUAGAGGGCCUCCUGGAGUACCUGGGAAUCUUCCACUCUUUGCGCUGCCAUCUGUGCUGUGGGUGAUGGUCUUCUGGUGACCAGCGUUGCCCUGACCCCCUAUGGUGAAUGGCUGUGAGCAGAGGAGGCGUGGCCUUCUGGGUGGGUUGUGUCCGCAGCCACGGGAGAGGACAGCUGCUCCAAAAAUGGAGCGGGAGUUUCAGACAGGUGGUGGAUUGCCAGUGGAUCUGUCAGACCCGCCCCCUGAGCAGUGCAGCAUGGGCCCUAGCCCCCCCCAACACCCUGAGAUAUCAGAACUUUAAGCAGCCGGUGCUGUCUAACCCGCUGCAUCAUGCCAGCCAGCCUCAAAGACUAAGAUACUGGGAGGAGGACUGGGAGGAGGCUCUCAGUCUGUGUGUGCUGGUGCGACAGGGUGAGUCCGAUGACCUCCACACCCUGCUGGAGAUCCCUGUGUUUGGUCACAAUAAAAUAGGAAAGCCCCUCACGUCUUCAGAGUUCUCCUUCCCGCUGACCACAGUGGAUGGCAGGAGAGAGGAUGACAUCAACAUAGAGACCUUCCAGAGUAACGGCACUGAUGCUGUAAGGAGAGAACACGGCUGCUUCAGGAGCCUGUUUGAGACUGAGGGAUGUCCUGCACCAUUCAUAUCUGGCUCUAGGUUUUACUGCUUUCAUUACCCGGGCACACAUUUAGUGCCUGGGAGCGUGCUUAAGUCCAGCCAGGACAGUGGGCUUGACAGGAAGCUGAUGGAGCUGCCUCUGGGUCCCUCUGUCUCGCUGUGUAGCCACACAAGCAGAGCAGAGGGGGAGCACACUGAGAGAGACAGUGAAGGAGAGGAGAAACUGGCCAUGAUGUAUGAAAGACUGAGGAUAGAGCUUCCAAGUUUCUUUAUGACAAACCAUGACUACACCAUGUACUCAAACGACGUGGAAUUCAUCAAUGGUCUUCUAAAUAUCAAGACCAGAGGCCGUAUGAUGUACCGGCUCACGCUCUUGCUUUGGCGCCUCCUGUGUCUGUGUUACUAUGCUGAGGCUCGCCUGGAUGUGCUGAAGCUUACCAAACAUAUGGAGGACGGGACCAUCAAGGCUCGCUGGAGGAUCAGAGGUCUUCCUUUUCAUUCUGUGCUGCUGUGCUUCUAUCGCAAAGACAAAUCGCACCUGUACAGGUCAUAUGAUGCAUUCUCGACCUUCUACAUUGGACAUGAUGGACUCAUUCACUGUCACAAAGUUGAGAAGGUCAUGCCGGCUCAUCCCCCUGCCCUGCCCAGAGUAACUUCCCUCCUAGCAGGAGCUCUGGUGGCACUGGGAGUGCAGGAGCAUCGACCUGCUCUCAAUUUGUUGCCUCUCCUUCUGUCAUCACUGCGACAAAGCAGAAACUGACCCAGGACAAGCAUCAGUGGAAAACUCCCAGUACAGGGGAAGAAAAAAGACCAUCCAAAACAAAACAAGUGUCUCUGAAUUUCAUGUGAAAAGCUUCAUUCAUCUUUACAUAGAAAGACAUGAAAAUGGAAAUUUCUGUUCAAAAAUAUUGUUGCCCUUGAAUUAAAAGCAAGGUUUCUACUGCUUCUCUUUUUUUCUAAUGCUGUAACACUGAAUUGGGUUUUCAGUUCUGAGUCUUUCAAGAAAAAUCAGUCCGUGCCUCCCACCUGACCCCCACCCUCUCUGCUGACCUUUUUUUUUUUUUUUCUAAAGUACAAUCAGGAUAUUUGAUGAAGGCAUGCAAAAGUUUACCUUCAUACCAUGAACAGAGUUCAAGUUUUAGCUCUUCAAAGUACAUAGAGGUUAGUCAAGUUCUGAAGGGCAGUGUCAUGUGUCCAAACUAUUAUUUAAAACAUAACAUUGCAUCUACACACACACACACACACACACAGUGGGGGGAAUCAUUUUUUGAUCCCCUGCAGUAUUUGCAAGUUUGCUCACUUAAAAAGAAAUGAAGAGUCUAAUUUUAAUGUAGGGAGGGAGAACAUGGCUUGCGUGGUGAGUUCAGACUGCUUUGUGGGAGGCAGGCAAACACGUUCAGGACCAGAGGAUUUAUUACAAGGUGUAAACACCUGACUACUGUUAGAAUCUGAAACAAGAGACUACAAAACAAAAAUAAACCAGAUGAGGAAAAAUAAACCUGUCAGAAUCGUGACGGGGGGGCUGAUAAGCCAUAAUACCAGUUCAUGUCCGAGAUGGACGGUGUGUGGAGCUGACAGAGAUAUUUGCUCAUGUCAGUGACUUAAAGCAGUCAGGAAGUAGAGCCGGUCAUCAUGGUCCAGUCUUUAGUUCCUCCAGUCUAGCAUCCUCAUCCAAAUUGUAUCAAUCAGAGUGGGAGUGUGACACUUAGGCAUAAAAUAAAGGUCUGUAUGAGUGGGUGAAUGAGGCUUGUUUUUAGUACUCAGUAGAAAAAUAUUAAUCCAGUUAUUAAAGUUAAUUUCAGAUUGCUUAAGAUUCCUGUGGUGCCUGUGAUUUGAGUCUGAUCCAUGCUGGUCUUUUGAUCCCCUGAGUGCUUAAUCAGCUUGAGGUGGUACACAUACUGAGUGGGAGCUGUGGGGCUUCAGUCUGUGUGUGGAUUGUGAAAGCUGCUGAGAAUCACUCACUUUUAACAACCACUGUAAACAAUGAGACGAAUAUAAUAAUCAAAUCAAUUUUUACUGCAUGUUGAAGCACCAGAGCCCUUUGGUGUUAACAGUCAGAGAAACACUGGAUGUCCAUUCAUAUCCAAUAAAGCUGAACA
Messenger RNA from Archocentrus centrarchus (flier cichlid), 2874 nucleotides. It is a transcript of the gene c11h6orf136, whose product is annotated as chromosome 11 C6orf136 homolog. Lineage: Eukaryota; Metazoa; Chordata; Actinopteri; Cichliformes; Cichlidae. The transcript has 7 exons. The record is from RefSeq and is a predicted model, not a curated record. The coding region runs from base 267 to 1535 and encodes 422 amino acids.